This is a messenger RNA of Jatropha curcas, 2450 nucleotides long. It is a transcript of the gene GAUT6, whose product is annotated as galacturonosyltransferase 6. NCBI's taxonomy places the organism in Eukaryota, Viridiplantae, Streptophyta, Magnoliopsida, Malpighiales, Euphorbiaceae. Gene Ontology annotation, molecular function: polygalacturonate 4-alpha-galacturonosyltransferase activity. The record is from RefSeq and is a predicted model, not a curated record.
AUUAAAUAAAAAAACUGAAAAAUAUAAAAGGAAAUCCUCUCUCUCUUCCCGCACAGAACCGAGCAUGGAAAAAGCUCUCUAACCCCUACCAUUCUUCUCUCUCUAAAAUCGCAAAGCACACUCUAAAAGGAAGACCUGAAACCCUAGUUUCUGUUUCUUGCUACUGAAGUAUCGAAUGUCGCUGAUUUGAAUCCGUGAAAUGUGCUUUUUGGAAAACGAUUGAUCGAGGAACAGAGCCAUUCAAUUAAGGAUUUAGUUUUUGAGAUUCAUAAUUACAGGCUUGAUUUUGAUGAAGAAAAUUCAUCAAUGGCAGAGGAUUCUGAUCCUCUCUUUGCUUUGUUUUACUGUCCUCGCUCCUCUCCUAUUCGUCUCCACUAGGCUCAAAAACUUCACUCUCAUCGGGCGGAAAGAGUUCUUAGAAGAUUUAUCAGCUUUUAAACCUAAGAGGGAUGCUGGAAUACUUCACGCAAUUGAGCAGGAAGCAGGUGAAGACUUGAGAGAGCCAAAACUACUUGUUUACGAACAGAAUGAGUUAGGUUCUGUAGUUACUAAUAGUUCCACUGAUGAUUCUAAACGUUCUGAAAAUACUGGGGACACAAGUCAUGAAUCAAUGCAAUCUGAAAAUGCUGGACACUUAACCAGUCCCUUGCAAAUUUUAGGAAGCAGACAUGAAAGAAUAGAGGAAAGAAAUCAUAUUCAAAAGGAAACAAUACCAUCAAAGUCAGAUAAAGAGAUACGAAGAUCCAAUCAAACAGUCCCUCUUGAUCUUAAAGCAAGGGCUUCGAGGCAAAAGGCAACGGAUGAGAAGGUAAAGGAGAUGAAAGAUCAGCUGAUUAGAGCCAAAGCAUACUUGAGUUUUGCACCGCCUGGUAGUAAUUCUCACUUAGCAAAAGAGCUGAGAUUACGUAUUAAAGAACUAGAACGAGCUAUGGGUGAAGCCACAAGGGACAAAGAUUUACCGAAGAGUGCACCGCAGAAAAUGAAAGCCAUGGAGGCUUCCUUGUCCAAAGCCAGUCGAGUUUAUCCACAUUGCUCCUCUAUGGCCACAAAACUUCGUGCCAUGACUUAUAAUGCUGAAGAACAAGUUCGAGCACAGAAGAACCAAACCACAUUUCUGAUUAAUCUUGCUGCAAGGACUACACCAAAAAGCUUUCACUGCCUCUCUAUGCGGUUGACAUCUCAAUACUUUGCCCUAUCACCAAGGGAGAGGCUGUUUCCUAACCAAAAAAGAGUUCAUGAUCCAGAUUUCCAUCAUUAUGUUGUUUUUUCUGACAAUAUUCUGGCUUGUGCGGUUGUUGUGAAUUCCACGAUCUCCUCAGCCAAGGAUGCAAAGAAGAUUGUUUUGCAUAUAGUGACUGAUUCUCUCAACCUCCCAGCAAUCUCCAUGUGGUUCUUAUUGAACCCUCCCAGCAAAGCUACAAUUCAUAUCCAGAGCAUGGAUAAUUUAGGAUGGUUGUCAACCAAGUAUAAUUCAACAAUAAAGCAGAAGAACACUUAUGAUCCAAGAUAUUCAUCUGCACUGAACCACCUUCGUUUCUAUCUACCAGAUAUCUUCCCUUUGUUGAAUAAGAUUGUGUUUCUUGACCAUGAUGUGGUGGUUCAAAGAGAUCUAACAGGACUUGGGAGUCUGGAUAUGAAAGGCAAAGUAAAUGGAGCAGUAGAAACUUGUCAGGAAGAGGAUGCUUCAUUUCGCCAGAUGGAGAUGUUUUUCAAUUUCUCAGAUCCAUUUGUGACAAAAAGGUUUGAUGCCAAGGCAUGCACCUGGGCAUUUGGAAUGAAUUUGUUUGAUCUGAAAGAGUGGAGACGGCAAAAUUUAACUGCCCUCUACCAUAAAUACUUGCAAGCGGGUAAGAAGAGGCCAUUGUGGAAGGCUGGGAGCUUACCACUGGGUUGGGCAACCUUCUAUAAUCAGACAGUUGCUUUAGACCGGAGAUGGCAUAGACUAGGACUAGGUUAUGAGUCAGGCAUUGGACUAGAUGACAUUGAUCAAGCAGCGGUGUUGCACUACGAUGGAGUCAGGAAACCAUGGUUGGAUAUUGGUAUUGGGAUUUACAAGCGUUACUGGAGCCAAUAUGUCAACUAUGAUCAUCCAUACUUACAGCAGUGCAAUGUCCAUGAGUAAUUCAAAUCAGAGUAUCAUCCCUGCACGAUGUCAUAUUAUUGGUUGCUUCUAAUUCGAGGAAGCCUAUGCAUUUGCUUGAUUCUUUUAGCAAUUUCUCUUGUACAUUUCCAUUUUUUUUACUCCUAAACCGGCUGUAAUCUUGUAGUAGCUGAUGCUGAGUGAAGUUAUACGGACAACUGAACUCAAAUAAGGGUCUCAGGGCAGGGGGCAUAUUCAUAUUCUGGUAGUUAGUGUGUACAUAACUCAAUUCAGGUAUUUGGUUUAGAUUCAAACGCAUACAUUUGGAAACAAGAUUAAUGAGUAGUAUAUAUAUAUAUUUUUUGCCGCA